Molecule: messenger RNA, 933 nt
Organism: Linum tenue
Lineage: Eukaryota; Viridiplantae; Streptophyta; Magnoliopsida; Malpighiales; Linaceae
Source: the annotation of a GenBank genome assembly
AUGGAAACGCCUUCCUUUACCUACAUAUCCUCAGGCGAUGAUGAGAUCCUCUGCUGCAUAGAAGCCGAUGAUGACCAACAACAACAAGGAGAAGAAGAAGAUUCCUUGCUCUUGCUUUCCCUCGCCCCUCCUGGUCAACAACACAUCAGUAGAAGGAGCCACCAUUUCACUAAAACCAAUGAUCACCACAUAUUCAGCAACCCUACCACCAAUGAAACUAGUUUUCCUGGUGGUGGUGUAACAGUAGCUUUGCAUAUUAGCCUUCCUCCAUCAACCACCACCACCCCAAACCCUAACCCUAAUAACGCCUCUCCAUCUGAAUCUCCUCUUGCACAUGAGGAAGUACAGUACUGGAUCCCUUCCCCUUCCCAAAUCCUCGUCGGCCCAACUCAAUUCUCCUGUCCCGUCUGCUCCAAGUCCUUCAACCGUUACAACAACAUGCAGAUGCAUAUGUGGGGGCAUGGAUCUCAGUACCGAAAGGGCCCCGAUUCGCUUCGAGGAACGAAGCCGGCUUCCUCGAUGCUUCGUCUGCCGUGCUACUGCUGCGCCGAGGGGUGCAGGAACAACAUCGACCACCCGAGGUCGCGGCCGUUGAAGGACUUCCGGACCCUGCAGACGCACUACAAGAGGAAGCACGGCGUCAAGCCCUUCGGGUGCAGGAAGUGCGGCAAGAGCUUCGCGGUGAGAGGCGACUGGAGGACCCACGAGAAGAACUGCGGGAAGCUCUGGUUCUGCAUCUGUGGGUCGGAUUUCAAGCACAAGAGGUCAUUGAAGGACCACGUGCGUGCUUUUGGGGACGGCCACUCUCCGCAUACCGUGGAGCCCUAUGUGGAGAAUGAAGUCGAAGAUGAUGACGAUGACGAAGAAGAUUACAGUAAUGAUGAUGACGAAGAAGAUUACAGUUAUCCACGUUUGAGCAAUAAAAAUGGUGAG